This is a messenger RNA of Knipowitschia caucasica, 1707 nucleotides long. Lineage: Eukaryota; Metazoa; Chordata; Actinopteri; Gobiiformes; Gobiidae. The record is from the annotation of a GenBank genome assembly.
AUGGACGAGGACGUGACGGGCGCGCAGCUUCUUGCGGAGUCUUUACGAGCUCAGAAGGUGCAGUUCAUGUUCGGUGUGGUUGGUGUUCCUAUUAUAGAGGUGGCGAUGGCUGCUCAGGCUGCAGGGAUCAGAUAUGUGGGCAUGAGGAACGAGCAAGCGGCCUGUUAUGCUGCAUCUGCCAUUGGAUAUCUGACUGGAAGACCCGGUGCCUGUCUGGUGGUGUCUGGUCCAGGACUCAUCCAUGCCCUUGGUGGAAUGGCCAACGCCAAUGAAAACUGUUGGCCUGUGGUUGUUGUUGGAGGGUCCUCUGACAGAAACCAAGAAACAGCAGGGGCUUUUCAAGAAUUCCCACAGGUGGAGUCAUGUCGGCUUUAUAGCAAGUUCUCCGCUCGACCCAGCAGCCUGGAAGCCAUACCUUCAGUUAUCGAAAAGGCCGUCCGCACUUCCAUAUAUGGGCGUCCAGGAGCUUGUUAUGUUGACAUAACGGGUGACAUGGUGAACUCAAAAGUAAACAGAGGCGAGAUCAGAGCUGUACCCUGCUGCCCGCCUCCUCCUGUCAGUAUGGCUGCUACUGCUGCUGUUUCUGAAGCUGCCUCUGUGUUGAAAGCCUCCAAAAGACCGUUAAUCAUCAUUGGAAAAGGAGCGGCUUAUGCGCGAGCCGAAGCUGUCCUCAAGGAGUUUGUGGAAGAGAGUGGUCUGCCCUUUCUGCCCACUCCAAUGGGGAAAGGAGUCCUGCCUGAUGACCACCCCAACUGUGUGGCAGCGGCUCGCUCAAGAGCCUUACUGCAGGCCGAUGUUGUCCUUCUACUUGGAGCAAGACUUAACUGGAUUUUACAUUUUGGCCGACCACCAAGAUUUGAUCCUAAUGUCAAAAUUAUUCAGGUUGACCUUUGUCCAGAAGAAAUGGGGAACAAUGUGAGGCCUGCUGCUGCUCUGUUGGGUGAUAUUAGCGCUGUAGUCUCUCAGUUGUCCCAAAACCUGAAGAACGAAGGCUGGAAAUACUGUCCUGAUUCUGAGUGGUGGAGCACUCUCAAGGCAAAGAUCAGCGCCAAUACCAAAAUAUCACAGUCCCUCGCUCUUCAGUCAACUCUGCCCAUGAAUUACUACACAGUUUUCCGACACGUCUCUGAGCUCCUGCCGCACGACUGCAUCAUCGUCAGUGAAGGAGCAAACACAAUGGACAUAGGACGCACCAUGUUGAACAACUACUUACCAAGACACAGGUUAGACGCUGGAACAUUUGGAACUAUGGGGGUAGGCCUUGGUUUUGCUAUUGCAGCUGCUGUUAUGGAGAAGACCAAGGUCAACGCGCAGAGAGUGAUCUGUGUGGAAGGAGACAGCGCUUUCGGUUUCUCGGGGAUGGAGGUGGAGACCAUGUGCAGGUAUAAUCUGCCCAUUAUUAUUAUAGUGGUGAAUAAUAAUGGCAUAUACAGCGGAGUGGAUCCUGAAACAUGGAAGGAAAUGGCCAAGCUUGGAGACCUGACUACUGUAGCACCACCGGUCACGCUGCUCCCUGAGGCGCGAUACGAUGAGGUCAUGGCGGCCUUCGGAGGGCGUGGCUUCCUGGUCAGGACCGUGGAGGAGCUGCGGAGCGCCGUGGAGCUGAGUCUGCGAGAGGAGAGGCCCUGUCUGCUCAACGUGCUCAUCGACCCCGCCUCGGACAGGAAGCAACAGGAGUUUCCUUGGCUCACACGCUCCAACCUCUAG